Cooperia oncophora is the source of this 216-nucleotide messenger RNA. The record is from the annotation of a GenBank genome assembly. Lineage: Eukaryota; Metazoa; Nematoda; Chromadorea; Rhabditida; Trichostrongylidae.
AUGUUUCUACAUCGAAAAGGCCUACCGCCUAGUUCAUUCUUCCCUGAACAGCCAUCGGCAGCAAAAAGCUCGAAACCUAAAGAAGAGUGGACUGAUUAUAGCGUGAUUCUCGGUCAAGAUCAUCAGAGGAUGGUUCGGCCAUACACCGGUGCAGCAACAAUUGGUUUAGGAUCUCUCAAGACCUCGGAGCAAUCCGGUGUGCUCUCCAGAGCUGAG